UCCGAAGGCGUUUGUUUGAAAAUUUGUAAAAUUUGAGUUUUACUUUUGCAAAUUAGAGUUUAAAAAGCACCUCAAACAAACAGAACUGUAAAAUAAAUUUUGCCGACUUCCCUAUUUGUUGCUGUCUUUCGGAUAUUUUGAGAAUUUGGGUGUUAGGGACUGUUUCCUACACAAUACAUAAACAUCUGUCAUCACCAAAACAGAUUAGAAACGAACUGUUAGAUUCCGCCAGCCAUGGCUACAUCUCUGAGCACACCAAAGCUCAGUACUACUCUUUCUUCUCCAACUCUCCACACUCUUCUCUACAAACACAAAUUCUCUCUUCUUUCACUCUCUAUCCCAAUUAAGCCUCUCCACUUCAAUUUUCUCACCCACUCCCGUAGUACCCCAUCAUCAUUAUCCUGUACCCGCCGCCGUUUCACCGCUCCACGCGCCGAGUCCUCCAAUGGCGCUGACGCUCCUCGCCACUACGACUUUGACUUAUUCACCAUUGGUGCUGGUAGUGGUGGCGUUAGGGCUUCUCGUUUUGCGUCUAAUUUUGGGGCUUCUGUUGCUGUUUGUGAGCUCCCUUUCUCCACUAUUUCUUCUGAUUCCACUGGUGGCGUUGGUGGCACGUGUGUGCUUCGUGGAUGCGUACCCAAGAAAUUACUCGUGUACGCGUCAAAAUAUUCUCAUGAGUUUGAGGAAAGUUGUGGUUUUGGAUGGAACUAUGAGGUGGAACCUAAAUUUGAUUGGAGCACCCUCAUUGCCAAUAAAAAUGCCGAGUUGCAGCGCCUCAUGGGUAUUUACAAGAAUAUUCUGAAGAAUGCUGGUGUCACUCUGAUUGAAGGGCGAGGAAAGGUUGUGGAUCCUCAUACAGUGGAUGUGGAUGGAAAACUCUACUCGGCUAAGAACAUACUGAUUUCAGUUGGGGGACGCCCAUUUAUCCCAGACAUUCCUGGUAGCGAGUAUGCUAUAGAUUCUGAUGCAGCCCUUGAUUUGCCAACGAAGCCUAACAAAAUUGCCAUUGUCGGAGGCGGUUACAUUGCACUUGAAUUUGCUGGAAUCUUCAAUGGCUUGAAAAGUGAGGUCCAUGUUUUUAUAAGACAAAAGAAGGUUUUGAGAGGCUUUGAUGAAGAAAUUAGGGAUUUUGUUGGUGAACAGAUGUCAUUGAGAGGCAUUGAGUUUCAUACUGAGGAGUCGCCUCAGGCUAUUGUCAAGUCAGCAGAUGGCUCACUGUCUUUAAAGACUAGCAGAGGAACAGUUGAAGGUUUCUCUCAUAUCAUGUUUGCAACGGGACGAAGACCUAAUACAAAGAAUUUAGGAUUAGAAACGGUUGGAGUGAAAAUGACAAAGAAUGGAGCCAUAGAGGUUGAUGAGUAUUCUCGUACAUCAGUCCCAUCAAUUUGGGCUGUUGGAGAUGUUACUGAUAGAAUUAAUUUAACUCCAGUUGCUUUGAUGGAGGGAGGAGCACUGGCAAAAACUAUUUUUGCUGAUGAACCCACAAAACCUGAUUAUAGGAAUGUACCAGCUGCAGUAUUUUCCCAACCACCUAUUGGACAAGUUGGUCUAACGGAAGAACAGGCCAUCAAAGAAUAUGGUGACAUUGAUGUUUAUAUGGCAAAUUUUAGGCCCUUAAAGGCUACUAUUUCUGGUCUUCCAGAUCGGGUUUUCAUGAAACUUAUAGUAUGUGCAAAGACAGGCAAAGUUCUGGGCUUGCAUAUGUGUGGAGAUGAUGCACCAGAAAUUGUACAGGGAUUUGCGAUUGCAGUCAAAGCUGGGUUGACCAAGGCGGACUUUGAUGCCACUGUGGGAGUUCAUCCUACAUCAGCAGAGGAGUUUGUCACCAUGCGAACCCCGACAAGGAAGGUUCGAAGCAGUCCACCUGAGGAUAAGGCAGAGCACGAUAUUAAAGCUGCAGCUGGAGUUUGAUGUGCGGAAAUAAAGGCUCAAUUUUUGGAUGACAUAAAAUACAUGUGGGUACAACUUUGCAAGAGGUUUUAGACUGAUGGGGAGCUUAUGGGAACAUCGGUUGUGGACUCAUAACAAGCAAAAAGCUUUCUCCAGCAACCGAGUCAGUGAUACUUGUCGGAACCAAUGCAAACUUCAUUGCUUAAAAAGGGCUUUAAAGGUGCUUGUGAGGAUGCUAUAUGUAUUCAUCCACUUUCUUGCAUCUCGUCAACAGUAUUGCUUUUGAUCAAACUAAUAGAGAUUUAACAAUUAUCUCCAAUUUUUUCUGGGAAGUCCAGAGAGAAGUAAUUAUUAAUACCCGAUGAUGUUUUUCUCUAUUUUAUAUUUUCCUUUUGGGGUUGGGGGCACAAUCAGGUGGUGUUAUUAUAACAUUGCUUAUUAGAUAUUGUUUCUGUGUAACUAUAACAUUAUGUGAUAUUCUGCAACAAUAGCAAUUAUGCAGAUUGAUCAUGGCGUUUAUAUACAAUAAAGCAGCUAUGGGAAAUGUUACUGGUCA
Messenger RNA from Nicotiana attenuata, 2446 nucleotides. Its product is annotated as glutathione reductase, chloroplastic. Lineage: Eukaryota; Viridiplantae; Streptophyta; Magnoliopsida; Solanales; Solanaceae. Gene Ontology annotation, biological process: cell redox homeostasis; glutathione metabolic process; cellular response to oxidative stress. The record is from RefSeq and is a predicted model, not a curated record. Gene Ontology annotation, cellular component: mitochondrion; cytosol. The transcript is spliced from 11 exons. The coding region runs from base 235 to 1911 and encodes 558 amino acids. Gene Ontology annotation, molecular function: NADP binding; flavin adenine dinucleotide binding; glutathione-disulfide reductase (NADPH) activity.